AAGAGUUCAUGAUUGUUCCAACUGGUGUUGACAGCUUCUCCGAGGCUUUGAGAAUCGGUUCUGAGGUUUACCACACCUUGAAGUCCUUGGCCAAGAAGAGAUACGGCCAAUCUGCUGGUAACGUUGGUGACGAAGGUGGUGUUGCUCCAGAUAUCUCCACUCCAAAGGAGGCCCUUGACUUGAUUGUUGAUUCUAUCAAGUCUGCUGGUUACGAAGGUAAGGUCUCCAUCGCUUUGGAUGUUGCUUCCUCCGAGUUCUACAAGGAUGGUAAGUACGACUUGGACUUCAAGAACCCAAACUCCGACGCUUCCAAGUGGUUGACUGGUCAAGAGCUUGCUGACUUGUACUUGCAAUUGAUCAAGGACUACCCAAUUGUCUCCAUCGAGGACCCAUUCGCUGAGGAUGACUGGGAUGCUUGGACCCACUUCCUUGCCAAGGUUGACAUCCAAAUCGUUGCUGACGAUUUGACCGUCACCAACCCACAAAGAAUCAAGACUGCCAUCGAGAAGAAGGCUGCUUCUGCUCUUUUGCUUAAGGUCAACCAAAUCGGUACCCUUUCUGAGUCCAUCGAGGCUGCUUUGGACUCCUACGCUGCCGGCUGGGGUGUCAUGGUCUCCCACAGAUCUGGUGAGACUGAGGACACCUUCAUCGCUGACUUGGCUGUCGGUUUGAGAUCUGGUCAAAUCAAGACCGGUGCUCCAGCUAGAUCUGAGAGAUUGGCCAAGUUGAACCAAAUCUUGAGAAUCGAGCAAACGUUGGGUGACAAGGCCAUCUACGCCGGUGCCAACUUCAGAAAGUCUGUCAACAUCUAAGUAUGAGUAACGUUUUCCCUAUAUAGCUUCUUUUAACGGUUUAAGUUGUUUUCAUGACA
This is a messenger RNA of Williopsis jadinii, 871 nucleotides long. RefSeq names its product enolase. The record is from RefSeq and is a predicted model, not a curated record. The transcript has a single exon. Gene Ontology annotation, molecular function: phosphopyruvate hydratase activity; magnesium ion binding. Bases 9 to 812 code for a protein of 267 amino acids. NCBI's taxonomy places the organism in Eukaryota, Fungi, Ascomycota, Saccharomycetes, Phaffomycetales, Wickerhamomycetaceae. Gene Ontology annotation, cellular component: phosphopyruvate hydratase complex. Gene Ontology annotation, biological process: glycolytic process.